Messenger RNA from Caenorhabditis remanei, 846 nucleotides. RefSeq lists its product as uncharacterized. Bases 1 to 846 code for a protein of 281 amino acids. The transcript has 4 exons. Lineage: Eukaryota; Metazoa; Nematoda; Chromadorea; Rhabditida; Rhabditidae. The record is from RefSeq and is a predicted model, not a curated record. Gene Ontology annotation, molecular function: lipase activity. Gene Ontology annotation, biological process: lipid catabolic process.
AUGCAUCUGGUCAAGGCUUCUCUUCUCCUAAUUGUACUCAUUUUCGAGUCGACAAAUGCCAAAUUCCACCCUCAUUUCUAUAAUUUCUUACUUGGAAAGUUCGGAAAACCAAUUGCUGAAGAUUUGCUGCGGCCUGAUCUUGGAACUAAAGGAUCCUUCGGUGGCGGUAAUCCAAACGCAACGGGUCUUCCGAUUGUGGUGAUCCACGGGUUGGCUGGUUACGCUGGAUUAUCGAAGAAGAGUUUGCUGAAUAAGUACUACUCUUAUGGGCAACCAAAGGGAACGGUAUUCGCGACGACUUAUGCUAGAGGAAAGCUUAUGGACUCGUUGCAACAUGGCAUGCAAUGUGAUUAUGUGUUGAAGGUCCGAACUUUGAUCCUCGCUGUUCAUGAGUACACUCAGAAGCCAGUCAACAUCAUCGCGUGCUCCAUGGGAUCCCCAAUUACCAGAAAAGCAAUCCUUGGAGGACACUGUGUUGAUAGUGGAGUCAACCUUGGACGCCCAAUUAAUCAUCUCAUUCAUAACUAUGUCUCGGUUGCUGGGGCCAAUCACGGAGCUAUCAUGUGUGCCCGUCAACCAUUUGUCAAUGGAAUUUGCAGUUUGACUCAUGGUCUCGAUUGCCGAUCGAAGUUCUUGCAAGAAAUUAACUCACAACCAUUCCAAUACGGAAAAAACAUGUUCGCCAUCUAUUCCGUAGCUGAUGAAGUCGUUGGACUCCGAAACACUUGCGGAGAAAUGUCUUCGCCAUUGGAAGGAGCCACUCCAAUCGUCAAAACACGUCUUCUCCACGGUGCAGUCAUCGGCGGAACCACUGAGGAUCAAUGGAGAUCCCUCCAAACUCCAUAA